Messenger RNA from Meloidogyne enterolobii, 309 nucleotides. NCBI's taxonomy places the organism in Eukaryota, Metazoa, Nematoda, Chromadorea, Rhabditida, Meloidogynidae. The record is from the annotation of a GenBank genome assembly.
AUGCAAAAUUGGCAGUCGCAAUUCCCUCAACUGCCUGAAGGAUUCGAUAUUCUUCGUUUUUUAUCAACAGAAAGUGAACAAUUAAAUUGGAAACAAGCUGGAAUUCCUUCUAACCGAUUAGCACUUGAAAAUGGAGCUAUAAUUUUUCGAAGCAAACAAACACCUUUUGUGAUAGAUCCGAGUGGAACUAUUGCCUCCUUUCUUUUUAAUUACUUCAAGGAAAUAAAAAAAGCUGAGGGUGGGGCUCAAUUGCUUGUUGCCAGUCAGUCUGAUUUAAUGACACAGGCAAGUUCUUUUUUAAUUUUAUAG